Molecule: messenger RNA, 1497 nt
Organism: Phanerochaete carnosa HHB-10118-sp
Lineage: Eukaryota; Fungi; Basidiomycota; Agaricomycetes; Polyporales; Phanerochaetaceae
Exons: 2
Coding region: 1-1497 (498 amino acids)
Source: RefSeq, a predicted model, not a curated record
AUGGCACAAACUCUGAUGACCUCGGGCUCGCUCUUUCGCAGAUACUUUGGCACCAACCUUGAGCUACUCUUACUAUAUCUAUUUCUUCUGGGCCUCCUCUCGGUCCCGUUCACUUCCCUAGGCCUUGUUUUUAUUCUAAAAAGCGGCCAUCCCAUCCAAUUUCCCCCCUCUGACCCUCACGUUGGCUUCGUCGCAGGUCCAGAUUAUCGCGGUACUCUAAACAUUAUCUGGGUAUGCAUAUCCACAAUCUUCACCUGCGUUUAUCUGUCCGUCCAUGUCGAUAUUUCGGACAAGUCGAGAGCGACGGAGUUGACGCAAACGUUGCAAACUGCGCCGACUCAGAGCUGGGCCGGGAAGAUAGCUCGCCACCUCGCCCCUCUAUGGCAUUUCACGGCGCAUUCGAUUUGCUUGCGGGUGCUCUGGAUGCUGUUCAACAUCUUCGCGCCAGAGCUCGUCGUUUUCGUCGCCGCAUUGGAGCGAAUGAGCGCUACCGACGCUGUCAAGUUUAUGCGCAGUCGUGGGCAAAACGACUGGAACAUGAAGCUCGCCUUCUUUGCCGACAUGGGUGGCUUCGAGCUCGACGACGGGACACACUUUCGCGACGGUCUCUCGUUCCUUAAGUGGUUCGACAGGCUCCAGGAGACCCAUGAAGGCGGCGUGGUGCUGACGGUCCGCCCACUCGUAGACGAAAUCAACGAUCGCAGCAACGCGGACCUCGUGCUCAAGGUCUUUACUUGUCUGCAGGCGACUUGGCUUCUUAUCCAGACGUUCGUGCGCCUCGCGGAAGGGAAAGCUGUCUCUGAACUCGAGAUAACGACGUGCGCCUACAUUCUUUGCACCGUAAUCUCGUACGCUUGUUGGCUACAAAAGCCGUACAGCAUCGCAGGACGGAUUGUCAUCCGAGACAAAUUCAUUGUUCCUCGAAACGAAUACACCUCACGGCAACAGAGCUCCCCCUUGUCGCGAAGUCAUCCGUAUCUCACCCUGCGUACCUCAGAAUCCACCCCGUCAUCGAUCCCCCUCACCCACAUUAGAGAUCACAUGGAAACGUCGAGAAAACCGGAGAGCGCACCUACUCAUCUUCCUAUCAUGAUUUUCUGCGGUGCACGCUUUGCGCCCUUUAAUCGAUCCUACCUGCGUCCGGGGAUAUCUUGGCCAGUUGGCUGUCAUGCCUCAGCCCUCGUCGGAGCGGCUGUCGGUCUAAUUCAUGGUAUUCCCCUGUGGAAUGCGCAGUUUGUCACCACCACUGGCCAGUGGCUAUGGCGCGCUUCAUGCAUCGUGCAAGUCGUCAUCCCAGCCGCCACUGCCAUGAUGGCGGUCAUCGAGAUUUGGUACAGCGGUGUGUUCCUCCUCGUCGCUACGCUUUUAAUGGCCUUUAUCUACUGUGUCUCCCGCAUCGUAUUAUUAACUCUCGUUUGGAUCUCCUUUUGGAGCCUCCCGACUAGUGUUUAUCUUGAUAUUGACUGGUCAUGGUCAUACAUUCCUCAUUGGCAUUAG